AUGACUUCUCAGUCGAAUGUGCCUCAGGUCCCAACCUCCAUCACAGGCCAGAGCAUGACACCCAACUCGAUGGGAGUGCUUACAUCACAGUCAUUGUGCACAGUAUUUUUUGAUUGUUCGAAUUUACUCCUGAGAGGGACGAGGACAAAUCAGUUGUUUCUAAUAUUUUUCGCCUCUUUUUUUCCUUUCUUUCCUUUUUCUCUUUUCCUCUCUUUCCUUUUUCUCUUUUCCUCUCUUUCCUUUUUCUCUUUUCCUCUCUUUCCUUUUUCUCUUUUCCUCUCUUUCCUUUUUCACUUUUCCUCUCUUUCCUUUUUCUCUUUUCCUCUUUUCCUUUUCCCUUUUCCUCUCUUUCCUUUUCCCUUUUCCUCUCUUUCCUUUUCCCUUUUCCUCUCUUUUCCUUUUUCCUUUUCCUCUUUCCUUUUUCCCUUUUCCUCUCUUUCCUUUUUCCCUUUUCCUCUCUUUCCUUUUUUCCCUUUUCCUCUCUUUCCUUUUUCCUUUUCCUCUCUUUCCUUUUUCCCUUUUCCUCUCUUUCCUUUUUCCCUUUUCCUCUCUUUCCUUUUCCCUUUUCCUCUUCUUCCCUUUUCCCUUUUUUCUCUCUUUCCUUUUUCUCUUUUCCUCUCUUUCCUUUUUCCCUUUUUCUCUCUUUCCUUUUUCCCUUUUCCUCUCUUUCCUUUUUCCCUUUUCCUCUCUUUCCUUUUUCCCUUUUCCUCUCUUUCCUUUUUCCCUUUUCCUCUCUUUCCUUUUUCUCUUUUCCUCUCUUUCCUUUUUCCCUUUUCCUCUCUUUCCUUUUUCCCUUUUCCUCUCUUUCCUUUUCCUUUUUUCCUCAAUUUUCCCUUUUCCUUUUCCUCUCUUUCCUUUUCCCUUUUCCUCUCUUUCCUUUUUCCCUUUUCCUCUCUUUCCUUUUUCUUUCCUUUUUCCCUUUUCCUCUCUUUCCUUUUUCUCUUUUCCUCUCUUUCCUUUUUCCCUUUUCCUCUCUUUCCUUUUCCUCUCUUUCCUUUUUCUUUCCUUUUUCCCUUUUCCUCUCUUUCCUUUUUCCCUUUCCUUUUUCUCUUUCCUUUUUCCCUUUUCCUCUCUUUCCUUUUCUCUUUCCUUUUCCUUUUCCUCUCUUUCCUUUUUUCUUUCCUUUUCCUUUUCUCUCUUUCCUUUUUCCCUUUUCCUCUCUUUCCUUUUCCCUUUUCCUCUCUUUCCUUUUUUCCCUUUUCCUCUCUUUUCCUUUUCUUUUCCCUUUUCCCUUUUCCUCUCUUUCCUUUUUCUCUUUUCUCUUCUUUCCUUUUUCCCUUUUCCUUUUCUUUUCCUUUUUUCCCUUUUCCCUCUUUCCUUUUCCCUUUUUCUCUUUUUCCUUUUUUUCCUUUUUCCUUUUCCUCUCUUUUCCCUCUUUUCCUCUUUCCUUUUCCCUUUUUCUCUUUCCUUUUCCCUCUUUCCUUUUUCUCCUUUUUCCCUUUUUCUCUUUCUUUUUUCCUUUUUCCUCUUUCCUUUUUCCUUUUUCCUCUCUUUCCUUUUUUCUCUUUCCUUUCCUUUUUCUCUUUCCUUUUUUCUCUUUCCUUUUCCCUUUUUUCUCUCUCUUUCCUUUUUCCCUUUUCCUCUCUUUCCUUUUCCCUUUUCUCUCUUUUUCAGUUGCCAUCAGGCUAUAGAACCCAUCAUUGUGCAAUAUUUUUCCUUUUCCUUUUCCUCUUUCCUUUUCCUUUUUUCUUUUCCUCUCUUUCCUUUUCUCUUUUUCCUCUCUUUCCUUUUCUCUUUUCCUCUUUCCUUUUUCCCUUUUUUUCUCUUUCCUUUUUCCUUUUCCUCUCUUUCCUUUUCCCUUUUCCUCUCUUUCCUUUUUCCCUUUCUUCUCUUUCCUUUUUCCCUUUCUUCUCUUUCCUUUUUCUCUUUUCCUCUCUUUCCUUUUCUCUUUUCCUCUCUUUCCUUUUCUCUUUUCCUCUCUUUCCUUUUCUCUUUCCUCUUUUUCCUUUUUCUCUUUUCCUUUUCCCUUUUCUCUUUCCUUUUCCCUUUUCCUCUUUCCUUUUUCUCUUUUCCUCUCUUUCCUUUUUCCUUUUUCUCUUUUCCUCUCUUUCCUUUUUCUCUUUUCCUCUCUUUCCUUUUUCUCUUUUCCUCUCUUUCCUUUUUCUCUUUUCCUCUCUUUCCUUUUUCUCUUUUCCUCUUUCCUUUUUGUCUUUUUCUCUUUCCUUUUUCUCUUUUCCUCUCUUUCCUUUUUCUCUUUUCCUCUCUUUCCUUUUUCUCUUUUCCUCUCUUUCCUUUUCCUCUCUUUCCUUUUUCACUUUUCCUCUCUUUCCUUUUUCCCUUUUCCUCUCUUUCCUUUUUCCCUUUUCCUCUCUUUCCUUUUUCUCUUUUCCUCUUUCCUUUUUCUCUUUCCUUUUUCUCUUUCCUUUUUCCCUUUUCCUCUCUUUCCUUUUUCCCUUUUCCUCUCUUUCCUUUUUCUCUUUCCUUUUUCUCUUUCCUUUUUCCCUUUUCCUCUCUUUCCUUUUUCUCUUUCCUUUUUCUCUUUCCUUUUUCCCUUUUCCUCUCUUUCCUUUUCUCUUUCCUUUUCUCUUUCCUUUCCCUUUCUCUCUUUCCUUUUUCUCUUUUCCUCUCUUUCCUUUUUCUCUUUUCCUCUCUUUCCUUUUUCUCUUUUCCUUUCUUUCUUUCCUUUUUCUUUUUGUAAUGCCAUUUAUUGUUCCAUAUUUUUUUUUUUAUUUAAUAUAUCUGUUCUAA
Messenger RNA from Acanthosepion pharaonis, 2688 nucleotides. NCBI's taxonomy places the organism in Eukaryota, Metazoa, Mollusca, Cephalopoda, Sepiida, Sepiidae. The record is from the annotation of a GenBank genome assembly.